AAUAUGGUGGACGAAUUCAAGGUUAUUUUGUAAAAACAUUGUAAAAAACACGGUUAAAAUUUGUUUGAACCCAUACGAACUUUGGCACAAAGAUGGACAGCAAUAUUCGGAAACUUGUUCACGCAGCGUCGCAAGAUAAUGACGAGUCUGCAUUGUUUGAGGCUUACAGCAAGUUGAAGAAGGAAAGGCAAUCGUCAGAUGACAAAAUCGAUGCAGUUUCAUCGGAUCUUUUCGUAUUGUGCGCCGAAGCAGCGCAAAAGCAUGGUCAAUUUGAUGUCAUGGAUGACUGUGUAAAAAUGUUUUUUCAGAAGACUCCUCCCUCAAAUCAGUUUCUAUGUCGAGCUUAUUUGUGUCAAGCUCAGCUCAAUGCUCCAACUUCUUCUAAGAAUCCAGAGCAACUUGAUAAAGCAGUGGAAUCCCUAUUGAAGGCAAUUAAUUUUGCCAAAAAGAAUGUUAGAUACUACUUCUUGGUGUACAAUGCUUCAGUACUGUAUUGGCAGUUCUGUCGUCCUUUCCUUAAGCCCAACUAUCGCCAAUAUUUGGCUAAAAGUCUGCAUCAGGUUGUGAAAGCACUGGAUGAUAUUGAUGACAAAGAUUAUGGCUGGAGAGCUCAGCUAAUGAUUGCAUUGAUUGAAUGCCAUGUGGAUGCAGGACGUAAAGAAGAUGCCACUCAAAUCAGUAUUGCCACUUUGGCAUUCACUAAAAGUAAUGUUCCUUCAUUAUACACAACUGUACUAGGACUGCAGGUUCGUCAUCGACUGAUUGAUUUGUCAAAAGCAUCAAAAGAAGCAAGAGCUUCCAAUGAGUUGUACAUGUUCUACAAGAUCCAAAGGCUUAGAACCUUGAUUGAAGCAGAUGAAAAAGUUGACAUAGAACAAGAACUAAACAAAAUCUACAAAUCAAUAGUCAAGGGGGUGGAUGCCACAGAUCGAGCUAGUACAGCCAUGUCUACAAGUACGUCAACCAGCAAAGCCAGCUCUCCUUAUGUUGUUGGAAGUAAUGACAGGAUACCACUUCUCAUUGAGUUGGCCAGACUCUGCUUGGAGCAUGAUAGGCAUGAUUUAGCCUCAGACUGUAUUGAAAAUCUUAAAGGGGGUGUUAAGACUUCUGAGACAUUGCUGGAAAUUGAGUUCAUGAAGUGUGAGUUGAUGGUUCAGUCCCUUGGCAAAAAGAAAGAAAAUUACAGCAAAUCUGUGGUGGAGAGACGUAUUCAAGCAAUCAGAAAACUUGAACAAUGUAUAAUGACAGCUGUUAGAACCGGAAAUCCAAAUAUUAUACAGACAGGAUGUGUGACAAUGUGGAAUCUUACCCUGCCUCUUCUGCAGUCAAAUUUGCGACAUCAUGUGAGAAAGCCCCUUACCCUUGCUGCACAAGCCUUGGAAGACAUUGAUAGUUUGUUGGUUCUGUUACGAUGCCAGAUGCACACAGAACUGGCUAAAUGUGAAGAGGCUGAAGAUCAACUGGAGUAUGCUGUCACACAUCUAAGAAAGGCACUUGAACUGGAUGACUCAGGACAGUAUGGUGAUAGAUUACGCACUGCCCUGACAAGGCUACAGUUAAGAGCCACUCUUUACAAAACUCCUGAAAGGCCUGAAGAUUUGGCUGCUAUGAUUAUAGAGCAGGCGAGGGCUAGUGAUGACUCCAGCACAGUUCGUAUGAAGAGAGCUUCCUUAGUGAAGGCAGGGGAGGCGUUGUCACCGGAUGCCUUCAUGCAUGUGCUUGACAGUGAGAGUAAUACAAAGGACCCAUCUACUGGGAAAGGUCCACCUACUGCAUUAGGAAGAUUGGCUGGAAGAGCGAAGCAGUUUGAGAAGGGAGUCAGCAAGGCUGCUGGUCAUUUGAAGAGGCUGGGAGAUGAAAGCGAUCAAGAAAGAGUUCGUAUUUGGGCAGAUUUAGCCAAGACUGCGCGUAAACAGCAGGUCUGGGAUGUUGCCCGCGUUGCUGCUAGAUUCUGCCUUCUUUAUGACGACAAUCGUUGGUCGAAGAGACAAUCUACCAGCACAUCAGAGAAAAAUGGUGAAGGUAACACUGAGAGAGAUGAUCCAACAGGGAGUAAGUCGCCGUUACCAGGCGAAGUUGGCGGCAGACUUGAUGCAACAGGAAUGAAACUGUUGUAUCCCGAGGGCAUGACAGCAUUUACUGUGGAACAGGAUUUGUUGAGAACGCUGGCUGAAGUUCGUUUUAUUUUUGCUGAGGCUUUGGUACAGUUACUAAGAACUGAAGGAGUCCAACUGGGUGACAAACCAGUGCCACCUGAGGAUACCAUCAAGCUGCGCCCUAAGCGAUACGGUGAUCAGCUCGUCAAUUUUGAUGAUAUGCCAGAAUGGGUCUCCUAUUGCAACUGGAUUUCGUCUUUGUCGAAUGAGGUGAUUUACAGUUUCCAGCGAGCCGCUGAAAUCGGCGUAGAGCUGAAAGAGUCAUGGCUUGUUUGCAAUUCAGCUGUGUACUUGUGGAACUAUGCAACCCACAUGCUGUCACAAGGCAGACACAAGGAAGUCAUUCCCAUAUUCUCGCCUGUGUUGGAAGCAGUGAAGCUUACCGGACAUGCAGGUGAAACAAUAUUGUUGUGCCAAAUUUGUAAUGCCAUUGCUCAAGGUUACAUGCAGCCGUGGAUCCCAGCUCUUCCCACCCCUCCCACAGCAUCAGCCACACCCAGUAAAGACAAGAGUGAGAAGACUGAGAAAGUAAAGGGACGCCAGAGUGGGAAAGGGGCCAAGGGAGGACAAUCAAAAGGAUCACUACAGACAGUUACGAUCGAUCCUGAAGCUACACCCGAUCUGAAACAAGCAUUAGAUGUGUUGGAGUAUGCAUUAAACACAACUAAUGGCCAAGAGCCAAAAAACCUAGUACCGAUCGGUGCUCGCCAUCCCUUAAUCACUUCCUGGGUGUUCUGUAAGCAGAUGUUGAAUCAGCAGAUGGCAAAGAAUCUUGGUCAUGAUGACGAGAAUCCCCAUAGCCAGGGCCCGAUGUGCCGUGCUCUGUGUGCAGUUGAGAUGCUGUCUCUACAGAACAAUGGCCUCCCAGAAUUCACUGGUACAUGUCCUACUCUUGCCGAGACUGUGAAAAUGGUAGAUGGCUGCCAGUGGAGUGACGGUCUGGUAGAGUUACAGAUGUGGAGCAGGCUGUCGGUGUUGGCUUUCAAUGCUGACAAUCAUUCACUAGUGCUUCACUGUGGACAGAGGGCUGUGGAAUUUGCCGACAGUGAUAAAUGCCUAGCUAAGCGACAACCCAAGAAACCAGAUAGCACAUUUCAGCACAAACUUGUGGUAGAGCAGGAGAUGUUGUAUUACGCUAGCGUUGUGAUGGGACAAAGCCUCAUGAAAAACAUGCAGGGAAAGAAUGAGAUAAGGAGAGACGCACUAGUCUGCUUUGUGAAUGCAUGCAGGUUUGGGCAAAAAGCUGGAAACUACGAUUUAGUGAUUGCUGCUGCCCGUCAUUACUGGAAUGCUAUUAAGCCAUUCAUUGUGGAGCCCAUCGAACGAGAGCUUCUCAAAGAGCCCAUGGAAGCUGUGUUGGAGUGUAUCGCUGCAGUUGCUGCCAAUGAAGUAGGAAAAGAGGAUGACGAUGAAGAUGAAGAAACAGAAUCAUCAUCCCCAGAAAAGAAACCUUCGAAGAAACCCGUUAGCAGCAAGAUCGAGAAAGAGAAGAAAACUAAAGAUAAAACCGGGGGAGAUAAAAAGAAGGAAAAGGACAAAGACAAAGAUAAAGGCAAACCUGGAGACAAAACUGGAAGUAAAGGAGUUAAGACUGAGAAACAAGAUUCAAAAGAGAGCAAGUUGGGUGUAGAACAGGAGGAAAAACCUCCAGCGAUACCAAGCGCUUAUGAUGAGGAUCUGAUGCUACGUGCUGCCAUGUACGGAGUGUUGUUCCAGGCUUAUGCUGACAAGGGUGAGUGGGAGCAGGGAUUACGAGCCAUGGAUCAAGCUGUCAAGGACAUGCCGAGAACUUCUCACAGACUGUUGAUCUUUAAACAUCGAGUCAUCACAAAAGCAAAGCUUGGACGAAAUGUUGUUUUUGAUAUGGGAAAAUUCAAGAAUGAAAAAGAAGAUGCAAUUGCAGCCAUGUGGCGACAUGUGGCACUGAAUUCCAAGGCUCCAGAGGAUCAACUGUCUGCUUACCAAAAUGCUAUCGAAGCUCUUGAGAAUCCAGAGAGUGACUGGCAAAAGGUAGAUUACUUGAUGGAAUUUGGAGAAUGGCUAUUUGUCAAUGAGUAUCCGGUGGAGGACGCUUUGGAUCAGUUCCUUUGGGCAUCUGAUAUUCUGCUGAACAAAACCUCAAAUAUAGAAAACAAGCAAGAUGAUCACAAUGAUGUAAGGAGUGAGAGCGGGAGCGAGAUAGAUGCGUCUAAAUAUGUACCAGGGGAGCACCGCUCAGUCAUAGGUGUGCGCCCCUCAGAAGUCACCGUGCAGGUACAAGACAUCAUUGACAUCAGACAGCUGGAGACGUUGAUGCGUCUUCAUGUUAUGCUGGCCCAAGUCGCUGGAAACUCGUCUCCACACUCUAGGGACUAUGUGCUGUUAGCUUACGCCUUCCUCCACAGGAUAUGGCAGGUUUCAAUCUCUUCAGCUGAGCGAAUACAGAAGGAAGGAGGAAAACCGGGGGAGAUAGCUCAAUCUAAAAAGGGCAAAGACAAAGGGAAGGAAGCUAAAGAGUCUCAAACAAAAGUGGAUAAAUCGACAGUGAAGACAUUAUUUCCAAGCACAAUAGAAGGAUGGGCUACUUUUGAACUUUCGGAAAAGCUUCAGGAAUAUUUCAAGUGUGACAUCACAGGGACAAUGAUUAAUAAAGCAACCUUCUUGAAGCCGAUGCUGAGUCUGUACUACAUGCAAGCGUUGUUCCGUGAUCUACGUGACCUGGGAUAUCACCAGUUAGCGCUACCUGUUGUUGCGAUGCAACAGCUCAUAGCGGACUUGGUAUUUGACAAUAGCCAGUUAAAGAAACUUGUUCAUCUCAGAGCCUUGGAAUUAUGUCAGGAGCUAAACCUACCCUCGGGCGUGGCCUAUCACGAGAAGUGUGCUGGCCGCAUGUUAUUGACAGAGCAAGAGCAAGCCAAAUCCCGAGAGGAAAUCGAGAUGUGGAAAGAAAAACAGCGCCAGGUGAAAGCCGAAGAAGAAAAAUCCAAAAACAACAAAAGUGUCAUGUCUGAAGCUAGGACAUCAAAUCUAGUAAUCAGACCUCAGGCGCCCGGCGCAGCGGAUAUUGUUGAAGAGGAGUCGUGGAACAAACAUAAAUGGGUGAUAAGUGACGUGUGUUAUCGAGAAUUAUGGACUGAGCAGGCUGAAAUACUUAUCCGGCAGGGUCAGUUUCUGCCGGCUCGACAGCUAUUAAGCGAAGCAAAUCUGUCAGCAAGGGCGUUUGACGACAAGCGAACUCUUGCUAACAUUCUGGUGCAAUUAUCGGUUAUGGCUUUAGCAGAGUCAAACUGGGGACAAGCUACUUCACUGUUACUUGAAGCGCAGAAACUUCAUGGAGAUCAAAGAUUUUGGCUGGCGACUACGUUGCUGCUGUGUGAAGCCUCGUUAGCUAAAGUCGACAAGAAUUCCACCAUGUUAAACACGCCAGACCCUCCAGCUAAGGACAGGGCACGCAAUAUUUUGUUACGUGCAAGAAAUGUUUUUCGGGACUUGGCUGAAGACAACCCUAAUAAAGCCAAUAUGGCGGAAUACAUCGAAGCGGUCCUCGCAGCGAGGCUGGGUACUUUACUGUCUGAUCACGCUGUCAAUGAUCCUCAUUUGAGAAAGCAAGAAUAUGCCCGCAAGGAUUUGAUUAUCGCCUGCAAGCAUCUGUCCCGUGCGGCGGAAAAACUUAGCACAUUGGGUCGCAAACGAGAGGCUGUUAAGGUCAUGUUGAAACUUGUAGCCAUCAAGAGAGCCUUUGCUGAAGAUAGUAUCACCCCUGAGGAAAGACAAGACAAUCUUCUCGAGGCCUUCGAUAUCCUGAAAACAGCUGUAAGUCUAUCUAAUGCUGUGUUACAUGAUGUCCAGUCCGUUUCCAGUCUGUCAGAGCUCCGUAACCUAAGCCUGCCUGUUCAGCGAGAGGCAGUAGACGCAAAGCUUGUCAUCUCAAAGCUGAUGGUUGACAUGUUGAAACUGUUUUCAAGUGAAGAUCGAGGAAAACGAGAAUUAGAGACACAGAAGGGGAGCAUCGAGAAGAUGAUAGACGACUACGUUGGUGUGGAGCCCCCGCCAACUGAGAAACAGAGAAAGUGGCGAGAAGUAACGAGAACUCUCGCCGAGGAUACUUUGAUGCAGCUAUCUAUGGCGCAUGGCCUUACGGGUAACGUGGCAUAUCUCCGGGCUAAGACACUUUACAUACUUGGCUGCUGCCUGGGUGUACUAGCGGCGCACACGGCUCCUGAUUCAGAUACCCAGUGGAAAGAACUAGAGUUAUCACACGAUGAAGAAGAAGAAGAAGACAGAGCAGCCAAGCCUUUAAACCCGACCGUUGAAGAAUCUGCAACGGGUGACCAGGGCACUGGCGAUACGGAAAUAGAGGCUUUUCCGAAUCCAUCAAGAGAGUUUAUUAAACUCACCAAUCAAGCACUUCAGUUAAAUGCUGAAUUUUCAACUUCUAAGAGAUAUCUUAGCCAAGCAGUGGAAUGUCUGUCACAGUGUGUACAGAUGGGACUUAAACACGGCUUCAAAGAUAUUGUUUGUGAGGCAGCUCGUGAACUGGUGGAUUCUAUUGGCGCUCAUGAUCCACUCACCUCCUCGCAAUAUCUGGCACUGUUUCAGAGUUGCCAUGCAUCUCAGGUUCUGGAAGGGGUAUUAAGACGAGUUCAGCAGGACCCUUCUGUGUCGCGUCAGGCAGCCUUACUACACCAGAGAAAACUACUUACUAACAUGGAGUUCUUGAGUGAUACAUCAUCGAGUAUUUUGGCCUCAAAUUCUAACCAUCUUGCCGACUGUGAGGCUUGGCGGCGGUUAACAAUCACAAGAAGUCACUUAGAACUGACUCGUGAGUUUUCAAGCAUGAAUACUCAGUUUGUCGUGCUCCAGCAUUCUCCCGAUAGAUGUUACCUUUAUGGAGCUGUGCUGGAUAAGGGUCGAUCUCCUAUACCAAGCGGAAAAGCCAACAAGCAGGCAUCAACUCUUCCCGUUCCCUCAAAGGCCAUGAUAACCCGCGCAGCUGUGAGUGCAGUGGAACUGGAGCAACUUAUUGAAGAGUUCAGUCAGUUCAAAUCUGACACUGCUUCCGAACUCAUGAGACAAACCUAUGUUAGAAACCAACAGGAGCAGAGGAGAAAGAUGUUGGCGAAACUUGAGGACAACAGUCUACAGGCGGAGAGUCAGGAACUGUUGCCGAUUGAUUCUAGUUUUGCUGAAAAAGAAUCUCAGCUUGAGUCGCAUUUUAGGGACGUUGUGGCAGCAGUUGAAGCUUACCUAGACCCUAUCUUAACUAAACUACAUCCAGCUUUAAAUCCAGACGCGGUUUCAGAGUCCGUUGUUUUGUUAGCUGAUGAAUGGCUGCUUCAGUUACCUCUGGAGGCUCUUAAGACUUUUGCUGUACCCCAAAUUACCAGCAUAUCACGUGACUUCUCUCUACAGUUCCAUUAUCAUCGCGUGCACCCGGCUGAACGUUCAGAAAGUACAACUAAAGUCACUGGAAAAAUGGGCAAGAAACCUGACAAAGCGAAAUCAGAUAAGCCAUCAACAGCGAAAUCAGGACAAAAGAGUGAGAAAAAGGGAGGUAAAGAGGUUGGAACUGGUGUUCCCAAAGAAGGUCCUGUGGUUGAUUUUAACGGAAUAAGAUACAUUGUCGACCCUUACAACGAAUGCGACGAGGAAGGUGAUGAUAACCCGUGUAAGGUAAUUAAUGAUGCCGUCGCCAAAUACAAAAAUUUUACAGCGAAGUGGAAUGGUAUAACAGGAAGUGACCACCUUCCGAGUGUGGGUGAAUUUCAGCACUUUCUGUCCGAAAGCACUGGCUUUAUCUUCUACGGCACCGAAAGAUAUCUGGGUUGUCUGCCUCCUAAUAUGCUUGCACCCAUAAAUGUAACAGACUGUCUCUUGGUUCUUCUGCUGGACUUGGUUCAGACAAGCCAGAGUUUCCUCAGACAGGGAAAAGAUGAUGCCACUAAAGCUGUUGGUGAACUAUGGCUGGAGCGUCCACUGGAGACUGCUAUGAUGCUUUCUUUAGUAGGUGUGGCUGGAGUUGUGUCAAAUCAGUGGCACUGCCAGCUGUCUGACAAUAAACAAAAACUUGAUACCUACCUCAGUGGCAUGUUAGAAGCAAGUAAAACAGUUGGACAAGCCGUGAGAGGCUUGGCACAGUUUCCCAAACAACCCGAUGUUGUACCGGAAACUGACGCUGCAUCUGAUAGAGGCUCAAAAUCUGGGCGUCAUGUCGACAUAGAAGGGACUGGUGACGAGCAAACAGCUGUGGAAGAGGAAGGGACUGGCGGAAAAGAGGAAAGAAAUAAACCUUUAUCAUUCUCAAGACACUGGUUUAACACAGUGUUGUAUGGUGCACCUACACUUCUACUGAAUCCGCCCAAAGGGUUGUAGAAGUUGACUCAAAACCGACAACUAGUUGCUCCGGCAAACUUUGCUUGUCAAUCCAGUGUGACUUAUAUACUUUUUUGCCACAAAAGUCGUUUUCAACGACUGAUACAAGAUUAUGUAGACUGUCGUUUGUAAAAUAAGAGAGUCUUUAUUUAACAACAUAAUCAGUAAUGAGUUUGAUCUGUUACAAAAAACAACCACAUCCAAUCAACCGUGCCGCUCGUAAUUUUAUUUCCGAGCGAAUCUAUUUAUUUAAGCUUCGAUUGACAAUUUUUUUUCGGAUUUGAUUCAUUUUUUAUGGAAAUUAUUCGAGGUGGCAACUGUUCACGUUUGCUUCAUUUUAAAACGAGAGGAAAGAAUGAACGACCCCUCAAAAAUGAGGUUUGUAAAGCACCAGCGUUCAUUUGAUGUAAAUAAUUUGCGCCUUUACACAGGAACACCUGUGAACUGAGCAGCUGGAUUCGCACUCAUAACCUGCGGGACAACAGUGCUUCCCGUCAUUACACGGGAUGGCCUCUGGGUUGUGCAAGCAACAGCCCUUUCCUGUUACAGAGAACAGUGAAUCACAACACGUGCUAUUAUAAGGACACACUGUCACCACUUUACCAGACUUGUCCUCGCAAGUAACAGGAUUUCCUCUCGCUGUUUGCUGAAAAAGAGAAGCAAUGAUUAAUAUAGUACCUUUUGCAAAAUAAUGUCCAAUGGAAACGAUAUCUUGGCUGGUGUGGGGUUUAGAUUAAGAUGGGUCAUGUAGGCUGACGGUUAUACGCAAUUAGCAAUGCUUAAUCUUUCAUUUGUCCUAUGGUCGCGACAAGACGACAAAACGUCCUGUAAAAUAUCAACAAUUGGCACAAUUUGACUUAAACGUUACUGAACUUAAAUAAUUAACAAAGUUGUUCCUUUGAAUGUUGAUUACAAUUUACUCCUGAACGAUGUAUUAUAACGAAUGACCAUAACCAAGAAGGAAUAUUAUUACAUCGCGGGCAGUGCCGGAGGGCAAUAUGAAGCGAAUCCUGUGCUCUAAUUGGAUACCCGAGCGGGCAUGAUAGGCGGGAUUACCCGCUUUGAUCCUGCGCAAAAAAAUUACCUGGAGUGGGCACACAAAGUUUGUAAUUUUUUGAGUAUGUCGACGGUAGAGUCAAAAGCCGACAGAGCACAGUCAAAACAAAGAAAACAUAAACGACUCCCGUGGGUUUAUUGUGCUACAAACAGUUGGCUUUCUUUCCUGUCUCUCGAAAUAAGCAAAUCAUGGUUCGUAAUAA
This is a messenger RNA of Pocillopora verrucosa, 9766 nucleotides long. RefSeq names its product cilia- and flagella-associated protein 46. Lineage: Eukaryota; Metazoa; Cnidaria; Anthozoa; Scleractinia; Pocilloporidae. Gene Ontology annotation, biological process: cilium movement involved in cell motility; axoneme assembly. The record is from RefSeq and is a predicted model, not a curated record.